AUGAAUAAAGACGCCAUGGCCAUGGAAAAACUGGCCGCUAAAGACUGCUUGGACUCAGAGUCUGAGAGCAGGGGCCCAGGGAAAAUUUCCAAAAGUGAAAUGCCUAGUCGUGGCGAAUUCAAUAAUAAAAAUAAUACGGAAUUCAAUCCAAUCAUUGAAAAAGCAAUGUUUCAUGAAAUAAUAAUGGAAUCACUGGAACCAGAAUUACAGAAGUUAUGCUCGAGAGUAUCGUAUCUAACACUUCUGAUAAAAGAUGCGGUGAAUAUAGCUAUUAUAAAAGGUCAUUCCGGAACAGCCAGCCAGCCAACUCAAUCAGAAUUACCAGCAACAGAAGACGCUUACCAAUUCCCAUUUAACACUAUCGAAUGUUUGAAAGAGUUUGACAAAACUCUAGAUGAGAAAAACAACUAUGUGAAAAUUAUGAAAGCCAUACUAGCAAUUCUUUCCAUUUCAUUUGCAUGCAUACUGGGCGAUACAAAAACGAAAUUUUUCACCUUGCAGGCAGUCAACAGAAGUGCUGGUAUCCUGUACGAAUCUUUUGAUACAGUUCAUUUAGAAACUAGUUCAUGGAAGUUGAUUAAUUCUAUAGAUUUAGAAAAUUAUUAUGACCUCUACGAUAAUUUUAUUUUUAGUUAUAAAAAAAUGGUAGAACUUUGCGAUUUGAGAGAUUCUCAAAAGGAAUAUUUAAAACCUUGCAUUAUGGCAAACAGCCUAUUUAAUCGGAUAAGUCGUGUUCUUCACCGUGUUCAAGAUAAUAACAGUAUAAUUGGAGAAAUUCUAAAUAGCCAGCAAUUUUUAAAUCGAACCAAACGAGGUUUAGUCAAUGCCGUAGGCAAUGUUGCAAAGGUUUUGUUUGGAACCUUAGAUGAAAAUGAUGCUAAACAUUUCAACGAAAUUCUCCAAAAACUGGAAACAAAUCAGAUAAAUAUGCAACACUUACUAUCAGAACAAACAAGUAUUUUUGAAAAUACCAUUCUAUCUCUCAACUCAUCAAAUCAAGCAAAUAAACAAAUUUUUGAAAAUUUAAACGGAAAAGUCAAUCAAAUUGAAACUUUCAUCAAUGAUCACAUAAAAGGUGUUAUUGAUAAUAUCACUUCAUAUGAAAAUUUUGCAUUACAGUUCUCUGAGUAUUUUUCUCUAUUCGAACUGGUCUCCGAACAGUUCCAGUUUUACCAAAGUGAUCUAUUAAACAUAAUUUUGUAUGCUCAAAAUGGUAUUUUACAUCCUUUAGUCCUAAGUCCAAAAAGGCUCAUAAACCAUUUAGUUAAGCAAAGCAUGUAUUUACCAAAAGGGUUAUCAUUUCCUGUACCUCUUUAUCAUCAUUAUUCUCAUGACCUGUAUAAAACAAUGCAUCCAAAUGUGUUUUACUCAAAUUAUAAAUUGUACUUUAUUUUAUACAUACCCCUUGUAAGUGAUAUUUCGUACAAUAUCGUUAAGAUGACAAGUUUACCUAUAAAAGUGAAUAAUGAUAAACAUUCUCAUAUAUUCUCAUUUAUUUCAUCAGAACACCAUUACUUAGUAAUAGAUAGUCUUAAGCGAAACUAUUUUUUUCUUGAUAACAAUGAUUUGAAAGAUUGUUCAAGAAUAGAUAAUAAGUACGUUUGUAAAGAAAAAUAUCCCUUGUUCCUUUUACCAAUACAUAAUGAUUGUGAGGCACUGUUGUACACUCAUCCUCAGAAAAUUCCUGAGUCUUGUGAAAAACGAGUUAGUGCCAUUCAUAAAACAAUUUUUAUCAAAAUUCUGAAAAUAAAUUCUUGGAUUUUUGUUAGUCCAAACGAUGAAACUCUCACAAUAAAGUGUCAAAAUUUUGGAGACUCUAUUCGUUUAAACAAUUCAGGCAUUUUAGAACUUGCACCGCACUGUAUCGCUUUUACAAGUUCUGUCACGCUAAAGCCAAUUGAUACCAAAGAAGCAAAUGAGUCCUUCAUAAACACAAUUUAUUUUCAAAAUCUUGACAUUAAAAAUGAAAUCAAUAAUCAAGAUCUUCGUUUCAGUUUCAUGGAAACUUUGUCCUUGAAUAAAAGUAUUUUAGUACUUCCUGAUCAAAAUGAAAAAUUAGCAAAAAUUAGUUAUUCCAUCGAUGUAUUAAAAGCAAAGGAACAAAAGAUGUUAAACCAAAAAUCUAUUGAUUUUAACCAUAUUCAUCAUUAUAUUCUAGUAUAUUUAGUAGUGUUUUUAAUUGUAAGUUACGUAGGUUUUAAGAAAUAUAAAACAAUGUGCGUUAAUCAAGAUAAAAGGAAAUGUGAAACUCCAAGUGCAACCGCUGAAAGCAUCUGUUUAACAACGCGAGUGCCGCGAAUAGACAAAACCGCUGACGUCCAGUUUAACGAAAUAGCUGAUAGUGGCAAUUUAAUCUACGUCCCUUUCAACAAAAACAUGUGCAAAUUAUUUGGCAUGAUACUUCAGGACGAAGAUGGAAAUAAUAAUGACCAAGAUGCUGCCACAGACACAACAAAGAAAAAGGAAGUCAAUUUGAAUGAAAUGGAUGCUGAAGUAGAGCAAGACACUUCUGAUAUUGGAGAAUUCCCAGAAAGAUCUAAUGCUGAAGAAACGACAGAAUAA
Molecule: messenger RNA, 2562 nt
Organism: Ceutorhynchus assimilis (cabbage seed weevil)
Lineage: Eukaryota; Metazoa; Arthropoda; Insecta; Coleoptera; Curculionidae
Source: the annotation of a GenBank genome assembly